UAUCUUUAAUGAGUGAUGUGCACAUGCAAAUGCCCUCAAUGUCGAGAGACCUGACUUUGUGCAAGAGCUCAACCUCAACCACUCAUUUGAUCAAUUGCACCUUCAAAAUCCUUAUCCUCCCACCACCUACCGCCGUUGCCGCCGCCGCCACCACCACCACACUCAUAUUUCAAUCGAGUAAUGGCGGCUUAUGGUGCGGCGGGUUCUCUCAGGAAUACGAUUCAGCGUAUUCUACAAUCGUCUCGCAUUUCUCUCGUUUCCCACUCUCCACAAAUCUUACAACCUGCCUACGACCAGAUGGAUCGCUUGCUGAAAGCUCUGCGAUUAUUGGACGAGACCAGCUGCAGCAAGAUCAGGAUUGAGGUGAAUGCUGCGGAUGAACGAAUCAAAGAUGCAGUUUGGGAAUUCGAAGAUUUACUCGAAUCCCAUGUCUUACCUCAGAUUCUUCAACAACUCGAAAGCGAGAGACACAACUUGUCAUUCUCUGUAGAUCUGCAGAGUCUGCAACACCAUGUUGAUUGCUUCGUCGAGAAGAUGAAGAUGAUGGAGGAGGAGUACAUCAUUGAAAUGGAGAAUAUGGCUGAAGAAGAAGGCGAGCCUAUUUCCUCAAGAAUUGAUUCUGGUGGAAUGAUCAAGUCAAGGAUGGUUGGAUUAUCUGAUGAAAUUGAAAAAGCCAGAGAUUAUCUUCUUAAAGGUAAAAACUAUUCGAUUACUGGGAUGGCGGGCAUUGGAAAGACAACUCUUGCUAAGCAUAUUUUUGAAGAUCCAUCAAUUCGGAGCCAUUUUAAGUUUCGAGCGUGGGUGAAAGUGGGGAGAAAAUGCGAGUUCAGUGUAUUAUUACGAUGCGUUCUAGCUCAAGUGGAUCCCAACGCUUAUGAAAUGCUUAUCCAAGGAGAUGAUGACAUGGAGGAGUUAGUUGGAUUCCUCAAACAAAGAUUGAAGCGCAAGAAAUGUCUUAUCGUGUUGGAUGAUGUUUGGGAGAGACAAUUAACAAAUCAUUUGACAAUUAAUUGCUUGAGAAUGAAGAAUAUUUUCGGAAGGAUUCGAUUCUUACUUACAAGUAGACAAGAUGUAGUAUUCACAGCGAAGGAUGGGAGAGAAAUAGUGCGCUUGUUGAAUGAAGAAGAAAGUAAGGAAUUACUUGGUGAGAAGGUGUUUGGUGAAGAGGGUUUUCCUAUUCAACUUGAGGAACUGGGAGAGAAGAUUGCCAAGAAAUGUGAAGGUCUUCCUCUUAUGAUAGUCACCGUUGCAGAGCUCCUAUCAAAAGCCGACAAGACCCCAGAAUACUGGACUGAGGUACUCAAACAACACAGUUCAGUCUUUGUGGAAGCAUAUAAUCGAAUAUCAGAGGUACUUUUCCCAAGCUAUGACUACUUACCCCAACAUUUAAAAAUGCUUUUUCUCUAUUUGGGAGCAUUCCCUCCAUAUAUUGAUUUGAUCGAUCCAGUCAUGCUCAAAGAUCUGUUCAGUGCUGAGGGUUUUCUUGAACAAAUUGGAGAAGAAAGUUUUGAAGAUGUUUUCUAUUCACGCUUGGAAAAUCUUUCUAUGCGGUAUCAUCUUGUUCUCAACAAAAUAGAUUAUUCUAUUUUGAGGAUAAACUAUCGCGUGCAUUCUUGCUGGCAGCACUUGUGUAAGGAAGAAGCUAGUAGGAUCAAGUUUUUGCAUGUCUUACAAAGUCUUGAUGAUGUUAUAGAAGGCCAGCGCCGCUUGUGUGCCCAUUGGAGCAGUUUAUUCUGCUUCAAACAAGUGUGUGAUUCGGUAAAAAGUGAUUGUGCAUCCACUGCCCGUUCUCUCCUUUGUUUUGGUGCUUCUCAGGAAUAUCCAAUCCCAAUACAUGCCAUGGGUUUCAAGUUGCUCAGGGUACUAGAAACUGGUGCUGUCCGAUUUUAUCACUUCCCAAUUGAAAUUUUGAAACUAGUUUGUUUGCGGUACCUUGCCCUAACUUGCAACGGGGAGCUCCCUCCUUCCAUAUCCAACCUUUUUCACCUUCAAUUCUUGAUUAUCCAUCCACAUAUUUACAUUAAGAAGCGUGGAGUUCAGUCUUAUAUGCCUGUGCAAAUUUGGGACAUGCAAGAACUAGAGCUUAUUGUGAUCGUGGGACGCGAUCUGCCAACCCCUAAUACUGAUGAUGCUACCUUGAACAAACUCGUCAAACUUGUUGGUGUGAGUGCAAACAGUUGUACAAGGGAAGUUCUCAAAAGAAUUCCUAAUUUACAGACAUUAGUGAUUGAAGUGGACUUGAAGCCUUAUAACAAUGAUGAUGUUGAUGAAAGCAAAUCAUUGAGUUGUUUGGGUUAUAUCUCAGAACUCCGGAAUUUGGACAACCUUCAAUAUUGGGUCCACAAUCCCGUGAUAAAGUUUGAGUAUAAUACGAUUCCUCUUUCAAUGUUCCCAUCAAGUCUCAAAGCGUUAGUUUUGAGUGGGUUAGGGGGGUAUCCUUGGAAGUACAUGAAUGACAUUGGUUCGCUGCUGCCAAAUCUCAUGAAACUCUCAUUAAGAUGGUAUUCGUUUCGAGGCCCAGAGUGGGAAAUAGAAUCAGGGGCUUUUUUGAAACUUGAAGACCUUCAAAUUGAUGACAUCGAUUUGGUGCAAUGGAGACCUCAACGUGGAAGCUUCCCAGUGCUCCGCAACCUAAUCAUGAGGCAUUGCUACAAAUUACAACAACUUGAUUGGCCGUAUGAUCAUUCUUGGAUCACACGUAUUGGCUUAGUUGACUGCAAUCCUUUAGCUGUCGAUUGUGCCAAUCAAUUAAAAGACAAGUUUGCAUUUGAACUUAUCGUCGAAUCUUCUUUUUGAGCUCAAGUCACUCUGCAACUUGCCUUACAGGUUAAUGAGAGAGCCAAAGGAGCCGCAUUAUCCUGAAUGUUGUGUUACCACAUUGUUGUGUGAAUUUAAGGAUUGUGACUUGUAAGUGGUUUUGUUGUGGAUUAUUAACCCGAGUGCUGAAUUGUGCUAAAUUUUUGUAAGUUGGAUUUGUGGAAAACAUUAGUCCCUUGUUCAAUUCAAGGAUUGUAAUUUUUGAGUUGUGCAUGAUUUUCACUUUGUUUUGA
Salvia miltiorrhiza (redroot sage) is the source of this 3050-nucleotide messenger RNA. Its product is annotated as putative late blight resistance protein homolog R1A-10. Gene Ontology annotation, molecular function: ADP binding. The record is from RefSeq and is a predicted model, not a curated record. Bases 181 to 2796 code for a protein of 871 amino acids. Gene Ontology annotation, biological process: defense response to other organism. The transcript is spliced from 2 exons. NCBI's taxonomy places the organism in Eukaryota, Viridiplantae, Streptophyta, Magnoliopsida, Lamiales, Lamiaceae.